Molecule: messenger RNA, 3512 nt
Organism: Clunio marinus
Lineage: Eukaryota; Metazoa; Arthropoda; Insecta; Diptera; Chironomidae
Source: the annotation of a GenBank genome assembly
UGUUGAGUGUUAUCAAAUAGAACUAUGAGUCGAGAUUGUAUUGUACUUAGUCUUGUCGUAACAGUGAUUUUAAUUUUCGGACAAAGUUUUUGUUUGCAGAAAAUUGAUGAUAUUCAAUGUCAAGACUCUUUGCUUUAUCCUUUCGUUUUUGGUGAUCAUGCACCUAGAGAUAAUCGAUCAGCAGGAAAUUUCACAGAGUCACUUAACUCAUCGGACUUGUAUUCAUGCGUUGAUUCAUGUUGUAAAACCAAAUCAUGCAAUGUUGCGAUGUUCUAUAAUCAAACAUGCUUUUUAUUAGAAUGUAUCACUUCAGCUGGUUGUUUGCCAGUUAAAAGAAAUUCUUCAGUGCAACUUGAAAUGGUUUUAGUAAGAACUGUGCCAAAAGAACAUUUAACAUGGGAAGAAGUCUUGAAACAAGAAAGUGAGAUUAAAGAACUUCAACCAAAAGAUGGAAAUUCAAAUAUGAACUUUAUGAACAACUUCUUCAACUACGAUUUAAAUGAUAGACUUUACAAAGCAAUACAACAAAUGUCGUCACCAGCUGAUGGAAGAAUUCCCAAAGUUUAUGGUAAAGAAAGUUUUGUUAAUGAUGAUGAAAUUGACCCUUUGGAAAUGGAAGAUUCUUCAAAAAGAUACAUGAGUCUUAAAGCCUGUGUGAUGGGUGUUCGUACUUGUCAGGAACAUGAAGAAUGUCAACCAAUAAAUUUGGUAUCAAAUGAAGGUUUCUGCAGAUGUCGUCAAGGCUACUAUCGUUACAAACAUAAGUGCAUUGCACGAAGUAUAACAGUUCCAGUUGUUCCAGCAUCAUUUCAAGAAUCUACUUUUCCACAAAAGUAUCCAGACGCCGAUGAUGAAAAUCAAUCAUCUGAACCAGAGAAAAUAAAACUUCAAGUCACUGUUGAGUCGAAAAAUAUUCAAUUGCCCAAAAAUGAAGCUUCGCUAACUGCGAUUGUUGUGCCUGAUGAUGGAAAGCACACUUAUUUGUGGUCGCUGGUCGACAAGCCUGAAAAUGAUAAGAACGGAACCAUCACUGAUCAGACUCGUCCAACAGUUCGAGUUUCCAAUCUCGCUGAAGGUCUUUAUCGUUUUAAAAUUACUGUAACCGGAACUAAUAGUUAUGGAGAGGCUUUUGCUAAUGUUACUGUGUCACAUGCAAACCGAAUUAACAAACCACCCACACCUAUAAUAACUCCCAAUCAUCAAGUAAUCAAACUUCCCAAUCAACAUGCCGUUCUUGAUGGCUCGACAAGUUUCGACGAUGAUAAAAUUGAAUCAUGGAAAUGGGAAUUUGUUCAAGGACCAAUAAAUUAUUCACCGACGCUUCAAGAACAGCAAACAAUAGAGUUAGAUGACUUGAAAGAACCAGGAAAUUAUACAUUUAAGCUAACAGUGACGGAUUCUGAUAAAGCUGAAAAUACAACGACAGCAAUCAUUGAAGUAGUUGAAGAAAUGGAUUAUCCACCACAAGCAAAUGCAGGUGCUGAUGUGAUUCUUUAUUUACCACAUAACAAUAUAACUUUGAAUGGAACACUCAGCACUGAUGAUCAUCAAAUUGUGUCAUGGGAAUGGACGAAAGAUGCAAACGAUGAAUCAAAAGCUGUUGACAUGCAAAACACUCACACGCCUUUCCUUGAAUUGUCUCAUCUUGAAGAAGGCAGAUACACAUUUGAACUAAAAGUGACUGACGCUAAGGGACAAAACUCAUCUUCAAAAGUUCAUGUGUUUGUUAAACCACCGACAAAUCUUCCACCACUUGCUCGUGCUGGUAGAAAUUCGACCAUCACACUCCCAACAACUUGGAUAUUACUAAAUGCCACUGAAUCAACAGAUGAUAUUAAAAUUACGCAAUAUUAUUGGAAACAAAUUUCUGGCCCUUCAACAAGCAUGAUCAUUGAUGCAAACAGUACAAUCGCUAAUGCAACCAUGUUAACUCUAGGUGAUUAUAUGUUUGAAGUUAUGGUUAUUGAUGAAAGUAACAACAACGCAACUGAUCGAGUCAGGGUCACCGUUAUUCAAGAAAAAAAUGCUGCACCAGUUGCUAGAAUUGCUGGUGGAAAUCUUAACUUAACUCUGCCUUUAAGUGUACUCAUUCUAAAUGGAAGUUCAUCAUCUGAUGACUUGAAGAUUGUUAGUUAUUUAUGGACGAGAGAAAGUGAUAGUUUAGCAGUUGGUAAUGUGAUUGGAGGUAGCGAUCAUGGAGCUGUUUUGAUGCUCACUGGUGUCGUUGCUGGAACAUAUAAAUUUAAAUUGACAGUUUCUGAUGAACAAGGCUUGACUGGAGUUGAAAUUGCGACAGUUACUGUCAAUGAAGAUCCAUUAAUAUUGAACUUAGUCGAAGUUGUAUUAACCGCUAAUUCAACAACUUUAAGUCAACAAGAGCUGGAUCAAUUGAAACAGAAAAUUUUACUUCUCCUUGGCGAUAACAUGAAAUUAAACAUUCGAAAUGUGUUAAUUGAAGAUAAGACGAACCAUGUUAUUGUUGUCUUUUAUGUGUCAAGAACAACGAAAGAAGGAACGACACAAAUGAUAAUGAAUGGCUUAGAUGUUCAAAGAAUAUUAAAGGAAAAGUAUUGGAAGGAUUACAGCAUAUUGGGAUCGUCAAUCAGUGAAAUUCGAACGGUUGUGUGUCAAAAUGAAUGUUCGGGUCAUGGACAAUGUAAUAUAGAAACAAGAGCUUGUACUUGCGAUGCAUUUUGGAUGCCAGAUAUUUUCUUCUUUUGGGGUGUCACUGAAGCCAACUGUGAUUGGUCGAUUCUUUAUGUGAUUGUCUUCAUUUUCUUUGUGUUCAUGGUCAUCAGUGGAAUAUGUUGGGGAUUAACAUACACUUGUCGUCAUCGUCAAUCGAAACCAGCAAAAAGCAAUGGACCAUCACGACCAAGUCGAAUGAAACGUCAACAAAAAUAUGCAUUGAUUCAUUCGCAAGAUGAUGAGAUUCCAUCGUUUAAUCGUAACACAUUAAGCGACGAUUCUGAUGACACAGACUCUGAUGUUUUAUUCGAAAAUAGUCGACAGAAAUCGAAUGGAAUUAGAAAUGGAUUCAAAAGUAAUCGAACGCAUAAACUAACGAAGCUUGGAAGGCGGAUUAAAACAUAAGUUUGUAAUAAUAAUAUUCAUUUGUUUUGCAAGCUUUUCUGCUGUGCUAUUUAUAUGAAAAACACACGUGAUUCAACCAAAAAUUAUACUUGUAAUGAUUAAAAUAAUGAAGGUAACAUUCCGAUAAUGAUUUUAACAUGAUACUUAAAUAGAUAUUUAAUCAUUGCUUUAACAAUUUAAAGAAUGAAAAACCAAUGAAGAAUAUUCAUUUAAUAGAAAUUUAUAAAAGGAAAAAAUCUAGUCGAUAAAACUAAAUCUACAAAUGUAAAAUGUUUGAAAAGAAAUUUUGUUUGUUAUUGCACAGAUUAAUUUGCAAUUUAAAUGAAUCAAACAAGAAAAAAGCAGAAAACAUUUUUCAUGUGAUGGAACAAUUUAAGUACUUAACGAAUAAAAUGUAAAUUUUAAUUAGAUAAAAACUA